Tachysurus fulvidraco (yellow catfish) is the source of this 6654-nucleotide messenger RNA. It is a transcript of the gene tspan17, whose product is annotated as tetraspanin 17. The transcript is spliced from 8 exons. Gene Ontology annotation, biological process: protein maturation; protein localization to plasma membrane; regulation of vascular endothelial growth factor signaling pathway. Gene Ontology annotation, cellular component: membrane. NCBI's taxonomy places the organism in Eukaryota, Metazoa, Chordata, Actinopteri, Siluriformes, Bagridae. The record is from RefSeq and is a predicted model, not a curated record. The coding region runs from base 408 to 1220 and encodes 270 amino acids.
UCAGCCCCUCCUCCCUUCCCCCUAACUUCCUUUGGCUUAUCGUGUCCGCGCUCUCGCCGCUUUUUAAUGGCUUGCUGGAAGCUGAAAUCUUGUCCUAGUCCCAAAUCCGGUUAAAUAACAAACAUUAUUCUCCCAGCAACACGUUAAUGGCAGCGUGUCGCAUGAAAUGAGCGUCACCCAGCGCCGUGUCAUGUAUAUAUUGUGAGCGCGAGCGCUAUCCGUUAGAUUGUUGUUAUUGUUGUUGUUGUUAGCUAGCAGCCAGGUUGCUAACUCGGCUAGCUAAUAAUGGAUUCCUGCCUCCCCAGUUAGGGUUUAUAAACGUUUACCUUGUUUAUUUUGUUCUGAAGCGUUGUUGUUUAUUGAGUAAAGUCAAAGCGAGCUCUUUAGGGGGUUUAUUUUGGCUCAGGAUGAGUAGGAAACAUCACCAUUACAAAGGAGCUGAAGUGAGCUGCUGCGUCAAAUAUUUCCUCUUCGGCUUUAACAUUAUAUUUUGGUUGCUGGGAGCGGCGUUCCUGGCAAUCGGACUCUGGGCAUGGGCUGAAAAGGGUGUGCUGGCGAACCUGUCGUCUAUCACUGAUCUGGGCGGCUUUGACCCCGUGUGGCUCUUCAUCGUAGUCGGAGGGGUGAUGUUCGUACUUGGCUUCGCCGGCUGCAUCGGCGCUCUGAGAGAAAACACCUUCCUGCUCAAAUUUUUCUCCGUGUUCUUAGGCCUGAUCUUCUUCCUGGAACUCACGGCUGGAAUCCUGGCUUUCGUGUUUAAAGACUGGAUCAAAGACCAGCUGAACUUCUUCAUCAACAACAACGUCAAAGCGUACAGGGACGACAUCGACCUGCAGAACCUCAUCGAUUUCGCCCAGGAAUACUGGUUUUGCUGCGGUGCCCAUGGACCGGACGACUGGAACCAGAACAUCUACUUCAACUGCACAGAGCUUAACCCGAGCCGAGAGCGCUGUGGAGUUCCCUUCUCCUGCUGCGUCAAAGAUCCGGCUGAAGAUGUUCUGAACACCCAGUGCGGAUACGACGUGCGGCUUCAAGCUGAGCUUGAUCGACAGCGGUACAUCUACACAAAGGGGUGUGUGGGGCAGUUUGAGAAGUGGCUGCAGGACAAUCUGAUCGUCGUGGCUGGCAUCUUCGUCGGUAUUGCACUACUACAAAUCUUCGGCAUCUGCCUCGCCCAGAAUCUGGUGAGUGACAUCAAAGCGGUCAAAGCCAACUGGUGACGCACGGUGACCGAGAGGUGAAGCCCAGUGACCUCUGUGUUUUAUUUUCAUUUUAAAACACCUUGGAGCGGAGAUUCACGUUCUCCUGGAUCUUUACACGCACACUGACAUUCCAGAUGAACCGACUCUCCUCGUUUCUUUAUUUUAAUUACUAAUGUGAGAAUGCUGUCAAAAACAAACAAACAAAAUACAAACAAACAAAAAACACAGGGAGGCGGAGCCUCUCUCUAUAAAAACGUGGGCUCAUGUGCUUUUCUUCAGCCUGUGGAAGCUUUCUGGCUCAUAUGCACUUGCAGAGAGAGACGGAUCUGUACAAAGCCUUAUUACGAGUUUCCCGCUCUUUUCGUUCCGGAUUUAAACGUCCUCCACAGAGACAUUCAAGACGACACGUUUCUCUCAUCCACCGCGGUCAAACGGACGGAGGACGUUUCGUAUAUCCACGUGAUGUCGCUCGACGGGAUUCCUCGUAAAUAUCCAGCUUCCGAGUCUCUUUAAAAAAAAUAAAUAAACAUUUUUUUUUUGUAUGUAAUUUUUUUUGUUCAGCUAUAAUAUAAAUAGUGAUAUGCUAACGUUAAACAGAUCCUGUUACAAUAUGAACAAUGCUGCUUUAACUCGUAGAGGAUUAUAGAGUAUACGCUAUACUAACCAAGAAAUAUUCUUCAUUUUAUACCAAGAGGGAGAUUCCACUGUUCAGUUCAGCUCAAGAGCCAACCACUAUGACAGCCUUCACCUCCAUCAUUUCUGUCUGUCCUUCUUCCUGCUGCCUGCCCUGCUUCUAUACGCACAACCGUACAUCCUUCCAUAGAAACACGUGCACACAAUUUGUCCAUCUUUAGUAAAGUCACUUCAGUACACUUCAAAAUUCCCGACAGGAAAUUUCUCUAGCACUCGUUUUCUUAGUACUCGUACACAUCUGUUUAAAAAGGCCGACGCUCAUGCACAGCAUAGCUGGUUAACAAUUAACCCCGCCCGUAAAACCCCAUAAAAGGAAAGUUCGGCGACUAAACGGUAAAAGAGCUCUUACAAAAACACCGCACAAUAACGCAGCACCUCCAGUGCAACACCUCAGCUACUAUAGACGCCUCCGACCUUUUAUGGGGUGUCGUUACUUUUGUUCACGUCAUUACUCUGGAAUGACCAGGUUUUCAAAGGGAUAUGAAAAAAUAUUUCCAGGAAGAAUUUUUGCAAACCUUAACCUUCCUUUGAAGAGUAAUGGACGCUAAUAGCCACCGGUUUAGCAUUGUCUGAAUCAUCACACACUCACGUAGUAGCCCAAGGUGCGGCCUGAAACCACGUACAGCUUUUAGUUUCUUACAAUUCCAAAAGAAACUAACCAGCAAUUCCACCCCUUCAUGACAUGGAGAUAACUAUGAGCUGCUGUCGAGAAUGAUUUGCUUAUUACAGGUUUAAUAAACACCUCACGUAAUUAACAGUUUACUAACGUUCUCGCUGCUAGCUAUAAAAGAAACCUACAUUACCUCCGUCUUGGUCAGGCUCGGGUUAGGGGCGUGGCCCGAGAUUUGAAGCGUGCCAGGGAUUACGGCUUCCCUACUUGGUGGAAAAGUGUUAUAGGUGCCAACAUGUAGGAUUGUUGAUGAGGCAACGCAGGAGAGAUCGUCGGUUGUAGCUAACGUGUUCACAGGGAUUUAUAAAGGUGUAUUUGUCUCCUGCGUUGGGAAGCGACAGAACAUUAUCCUGUUGUUCGGAAACGGAGGUGGGAGGGGCUUACUGGUUCUCCAUUGUCACUCACAGCGACAGUAGCCAAUCGUAGGCAUUUGUACAUGCGUGUAUGCGGAAGAUGGCUGAGUGCCUUACCGUGCCCCUCCCCCACUUAAACAAACAGCAGUGUUGGAAAUACAAAUAUAAAAACAUAUUUUUCAGUAAUCAAUAAUACACAUUUAUAUAUUUAAAUAUAUAGGUUUGAUUCUUAUACAGUAGCAAUGUUGGUGCGUCUAUAAGUAUUCGUAAGGACAGAUUAUAAGUGCUGUUAAACCUGUAAUAAGCAUACGGACGUCUCACAUGCCGAGCGCUAGGAGGCGAACCUGGGAUGAUUUAAACCAGAGGCUUGUGUUAGUAUUUAUUAUGGUAUCUAGGGACCAUGUAUACACACACACACACACACACACACACAGCUCAGGCAUUUACGAACACAAUCGAGGUCUAAAGUCGUCAUACAUCAGGGAAAAGUGUGUCAUAGGACUUUUGGUAAACAUAGCUGCAUGUUGCUGGUGUUGGUGAGAGAGGUGAAUAUUGUGCAUGCUCUUUUUAUUAUUAUAUUAUUAUAAUUAUACAUUUUUUUGUUUUGUUUUAAAAACUACUCGUUUUGAGAGCGUGGCGUUCGCCACAGUUCAAGUUCUCAGCGCUCCCGUCUGAGGGACAGAUGUUUAUGCACACGCAAAGCCAACGCCAUUAUUCAGACCCGUGUUCACGUUUCUUUUCUUUGUUAAAGCGGAGCGGCCGUUCUCAUUCUCAUUCUCGCUCUCUGUGGCGUCACAUCAUGCCAUCCCAUCGCAUAUGUACCGCGUUUAAUAAUCAUCACAUUUGUAACGUCUUAGUGCAUAGAGCUUUAGAUGGGUGACUGGUCUAAGCUCCAUUCAUACUUUCCAUAAGUAAGUGCCCCCCUUUACACACAUUCUGUUCUAUUAGAUUUAACAUGCUGGGCACAUGAGAGGAUCAGAUGUUGAUCUUUUACACAGUGUUUUCUUCACACAGAGUGUUUAUUUUACGUUUUGUCUUUUUACGAUUUCAAUCCAUUCAGCUUGAAAAGGGGGAAAAAUAAACAUAUAUAUAAAUUCCACAUAUUAAAUAGGACGAAAUAAAACAGAUGAACUUGUAUAAGAGUGAAAGAGCUGUGAUUUAUUGUAUAUAUUAUAUAAAGAGCAAACAGUGACAGACUAGCAGACAUCAGGAUAGAUGAAAGCCGCAGCUUUACUUCUGACUGUUUGAUGUCCACGUGUUACUAUAGAAACGGUGAAGUAUUAGGAAUGACUGCUGCAAUCUGUUCCCUUUGACCAAUCAGAACACAGAAUUGAACAGAACUCAACCGCCUCCUGGAGGAAAAUCCGAUACUACACAGAGCAAGCCGUGGAUAGAAACAGGAACCUCUCACUAAGCAACAGUCCUUAACUUUCAUGAACAGGUCAUAAAACAACACUCUGAAAACAUCAUUUAAAGCACUUCUACACAGAUAAAGAUAAACAUUUGCAUUUCUUGUAUCCAGACAGCAGCCUCGUGGCUUCACGGCUCAGUCUACAGGAAUCUAGGGCUCUAGUUUGGCUUUCUAGACCAGGUUUAGACUUUUUAUCCAGAACGAUCCGCAAGACCUUUUAAAGCAGGUUCAAAACAGCGCUGUUAAAUUUAAAAACGAAAUCAAACGUGCUUUCAUUACUUUUGUUUAUGCGUCUUGUUUAUAUGCUCAUUCUGAAUAUUUUUCUUUUCUAUCGCUUAACAUUAAGCUAAGGACACAACGCUAACGACUCCCUGGUUAGCUUGCGGUCUUCGAUAGCCAUGUUAGCGGAUUUGAUUCAGCUACGUUUCAUAGUGCGUACGUCAAGACUAGUGAUGGGAAGUUCGGUCCUUUUCCGCAAACCGGUUCUUUCGAACAGUUUGUUUUAACGAACCAGUUCAAUAAUCCAGUUCACCAGUUCUUUUAUGUCAUGACGUCAUGACGUAAAUUCCUUCAUCCCGCCGCUGCCGGCAGAUGUUAAUACAAUCAAUUUAACACAUUCGAAAAGUUCUUUGUAAUCAUAACUUUAGUUGAAUACGUUUCUUACGUUUAAGUUUUGCAAAUAAAACAUGCAGUACAGGCAUCGAUGGAAUCGAUGCAAACAUGGAUGUUUUACGUGUCUUAAAGAUAUAAAGUUAACAAUCUAAUCUUCAUCGACUUUCAAAAACUUACAGUAAAAGCGUAAUUUUGAAAUGUUUCUUUCGCUCCAUCACUGUUUCAAAAACUAAUGUAACUGAGUUAAACACUCAUACGUACGUUGAUAAGACAUUAAAUCAUAACCACUUCUUUUUGUUGCUGUAUCAGUUCAGUGAUUCACGCAUGCGCAAUAACAACAGCUCAUCGGCUCUCAGUAUGUCGGACGCGUCUGAAACAAACAGUUCUCAGUUCAGUGUACUGAUGAUUCGCUGUAUCAGUUCAGUGAUUCACACAUGCGCAGUAUCAACAGCACAAGCUCACAGUUCUCUCAGCACAACAUGUCUCAGUUCAGUGUACAGGAGUUACAUAUAACUCCGGGAUAUUAGUUUGUUUAGAGUCGGACCGAUUGUCAGGCAUGACCGAGAGUGAGUAACUUUAGUAACUUGUGGAUCAGCGCUGAUUCAAGACGCAAACUGUUUAGAACGAAUCAGUGCAUCCAGUUCACUAAAAAGAACCGGCCAUCACUAGUCAAGACAGAAAGAGUCGACCUCUGCAUGUAGCAGCAGCAUUUACUGUCGAAGCGUCAACGUCUGCAGGAUCUCCAAAACCCUUUCACAAUCUGGCUUAAAGGAAUAGUUUGUUUUUGUGGGGGAAAUAAAUCAAAAUGGUGAUAUUAUUAUUAUUAUUAUUAUUAUUAUUAUUAUUAUUAUUAUUAUUAAUCCAAACUAUUCCUUUACAACUCAAAUCACGACAUGAUCAUCACUGAAACCGAGGAAGCUUCUGUCUCUUAGCAGUCUUCCAUUCAUCUGUAAAUUCAGGGCAGCACACAUUCAUCACGAGGCCGUGAUUUUGUCCCGUGAACUUUUCCACAUUGUGACGUUACAACCUGAAACAGGCUUUGUUCAGCGAUAAUAUGUGAAUCUACACAAAAUAGCUGACUUAUGAUGAUAUACAAGUAUCAGUACAGUUUACGGAAUUAUUUACAGCUUUUGAGUGUGUGUGUAAAGUUUGCUUAAAGGUUGCGUAACUACGUUGCUGUAAAAAUACUUCUGAUGGCAACUAAUUGAACAAGAGAAGAGUGCAAACACUUGUGCAGUGUGUUUUUUUUUUUUUUUUUUUUGCUUUGCAAACAGUUUCCGUUUAAAUAUUCUAACCUAUUGUGGUGUAAGAUUCACAACAUUUAUUCGCACCCAAAGCCUAUUUCAGUUGAACAACACGUGGAAAAGUUAAAUGGGGGGGCAAUAAUUAUGCACGACUUUCUUUGGAUUCUUACGUUAAAGCUCUUUAUACUAGCGUGUGUGCGAUGGCGCUAAUCCGAGAUGGUCAUGUAUGUCUUUUACAUAAAUCGUGUGAGGGAAGCUGUCUUGCUCUCGCUCUUAUCAAAGAAGAAGUAACUUCAUUGUUGAAAUGAACCGAUCCAUGUCUCUGGGUUGAGAAGAGAGGCACUUUUUUUUUUUUUUUUAAACAAAUGUCCGUUUAUUGACUUGAUUGUGGGACACGGUCUGUUACACUGUAUGUUAUAUAAAAUAUGCUCCUUUUUCAUAUUAUUCAAUAAAAGGAUUUAUGACCUUU